AUGAAUGGCGCGAAUGGGCAUGUACAGCAACCCAUCCUCGAAUGGGACGAGGAGGGCGUCAAGGCUUGGCUCAGCUCACUCAAUCUCAGUCAGUUCGGCUCUCAGAUAGAUGAGCACGGCAUCACUGGCGAGAUCCUGGUCCACCUCGACCACGAAGCUCUGAGGGACAUCGGCGUACACUCGGUCGGUCAACGACUUGCCAUUCUCAAGGCAGUCUACAACGUCAAGCUGCGCGACAAGAUCCCAAUCGAGGAUGGUCAUUGGAUCCCGCCAUCCGAUCAGGACGAGUCAGCUGCGAGCGAUGAUGCAGCCCUGUUUGACGGUCUCAGCUCCCCCAUGCGGGUCUAUGAACUCAUCAGCGACCGCGAUGAACGGAUCGUCUCCUUGGAGAGGGAGAUUGUCAGACUUGGCGAUGCCCUGCAGGCACUGCGCGAAGAGAUGCAGCAGAUCACUCGUACGAUCACGAGCAAUCCGGCAACCUCUAUGAGACCAGGCUCGAGUCCAUCAAAGUCGCCCACCGGUUUCCAGUUUCCUCAGCAGCUCAGCAGCAUAACGCGAGCACCACAGCUGGCUGGAUCCCGUGUCUCCGCUCACGGACGCUCACAGUCGACUACCGUGCCUACGCCACCUCAGGCAGUCGCUCAGCGCGUUUUGACACAUGCGAGAGCAAGCUCGACCGCUAACGUGACGACCGCCGCCAUCGGCUCGAGUCCAUCCGGAUCUUCAGCGCUGCUCCCGUUACUGUCCAGCCCUGCAACGACAUCGUAUUCGCCCGAGCGUAUCCUGCCUCCGCUGCCAAUGUCAGCGACGGGACCGCUCACGCCUUCCAUGGGCACGCCCACGACCGCGAAUAGCCAUGCCUCGUCGUCCAGUAGCACGGGCGCCUUCUUUUCUGAUUCGGCAAGAUCCCAAUCUGCGGCCACUAGCGUCUUCUCGAUCGAUCAGCAAGGCCAGAGUAGCCGCACCUCCGUCGCGACGACAGCCGUCAGCCCAGACGUGCAGCAGCCGCUAUCUUCGAGCGCCAAGAGCGUUGCCUCUUCUUCUGGCAGUGCCGAUAAUCCGUACAAAUCGUUCAAAGUCACUCUAGAGGACCCCUGCUAUCGCGUACUUCCCGCCGCACUGAAGAAGUACAAUAUCAAUGACGACUGGAGAGACUACGCACUGUUCAUUUGCUACGGCUCGAAUGAAAAAUGCCUGUCUUACGACGACAAACCCCUGUUGCUGUUCCAGAAGCUCAAAGAGAGUGGACAGAAGCCGUGCUUCCUAUUGCGACACAUCAGAGAUAUAAAGUCACCUAUCGCAGUCGCUGCUGCCAAACACGCUGCACGGAUGGAGAAGCGCGCCAAGGAUGGUCAAACGACGACCUCGACUGCUACCGCUCACAAGGAUUACACUCGGAACACACGCUUGCACCACCCGCCCGUGCUGCAACCCGUCGGCAGAAGCCAGGUCAGCCCGGGCCGAGAGGGCAGCUAUAGCGAAGAUGCGUCUAUCAGCAGGCCUGCCAUCGGAUAUGCACUCGCUAUCUAUCCAUAUCUGGCCGAGCGUGAGGACGAGCUCGAUGUGGCUGUAGGCGAUACGUUUGCGAUCCUCAGCAAGACCAAGGGAUGGUGGGUCGUGCAUCGCGAGUCAAACUCGCCGGAUGUCGACGUGACUCGGUCUGCCUGGAUUCCCGCUGGCUGCCUGCUCGAGACCUCUGUCUCUGCACUCUCGCUGGUCACUUCGGCAAACGGUGCAUCAUCGGUCAUCAACCCGCUCUCGAUCGUCUCUCAAUCCACGCCCAGUAUUGCACUCAUGGACUACAAAUCUCGCGGCAACGACGAGCUCAGUCUGGUCAAAGGCGAACGCCUGAACGUCUACAAACGCUACAAUCACUUUAGCUUCGCGAUCAACGAUGCUACAGCGACGGGCAUGUCAUCCGGCGAGGCGCUCAAGUUCAUCAAGCAGCCUGCCCAUGUCGGCAUCAUCGGCUGUCCCUUCAGCGGUGGACAACCGAAAGCCGGCGUGGACAUAGGACCGCUGCAGCUUAUCGAGGCAGGUCUGCUCGACGAUAUCAAAGGACUUGGAUAUGGCAUCGUGUUUGACGGUCAGCUAGAAUUUGAGCACUCAGAGGCGGAUGACCCGCCCAUUGGCAUUCUCAAACGCCCUCGACUCGUAUCUCGCGUCAAUAAGACCGUUGCAGACACCAUAGAAGCUAAUGCUCGAGCUGGACGUCUCACCCUCACACUCGGCGGAGAUCACUCGCUGGCGAUGGCCACCGUGUCUGGCACUUUUCGCGUUCAUCCUGACGCGUGCUUGAUCUGGAUCGAUGCCCAUGCUGACCUCAAUACGCCUCUGACAACGGAGAGUGGCAACUUGCACGGCUGUCCUGUCUCCUUCCUCCUGGGUCUCGAGGGAUGUGACAUACCCGAGUUCAGUUGGAUCAAGCCGGUCCUCAAAGCAGACAGACUGGUCUACAUCGGUCUCCGGGACAUCGAUGCAGGCGAACGACGCAUCCUCCGCGAGCAAAAGAUCAAGGCUUACAGCAUGCACGAUGUCGACAAGUAUGGUAUCGGCAGAGUCGUAGAGAUGGCACUCGAUCACGUCAAUCCGAACCGGGAUCGACCAAUACAUCUCAGCUUCGAUGUUGACGCACUCGAUCCCUCGGUUGCGCCAAGCACGGGCACGCCCGUUCGUGGUGGCCUGACUUUCAGAGAGGGACACUACAUCUGCGAGGCGAUUGCCGAGACUGGCCUGCUCGUCAGCUUAGACAUCAUGGAAGUAAACCCCUCGCUGGCCGACAAGGAUGCAGUCAAGCAGACGGUGGAAGUAGGGCGUAGCCUGACACGCUCUGCCCUGGGCGAGACCCUCCUCUAG
Molecule: messenger RNA, 2856 nt
Organism: Mixia osmundae IAM 14324
Lineage: Eukaryota; Fungi; Basidiomycota; Mixiomycetes; Mixiales; Mixiaceae
Exons: 14
Coding region: 1-2856 (951 amino acids)
Biological process (GO): signal transduction
Cellular component (GO): cytosol; nucleus; cytoplasm
Molecular function (GO): manganese ion binding; protein binding; arginase activity
Source: RefSeq, a predicted model, not a curated record